This is a messenger RNA of Penicillium samsonianum, 1389 nucleotides long. RefSeq lists its product as uncharacterized. The coding region runs from base 1 to 1389 and encodes 462 amino acids. Lineage: Eukaryota; Fungi; Ascomycota; Eurotiomycetes; Eurotiales; Aspergillaceae. The transcript has 2 exons. The record is from RefSeq and is a predicted model, not a curated record.
AUGGCUACCUACUAUUCCCUUCGAGAUAUUCUAUCGGUGGCUUCAAAACAUCCAUUCUAUAACCGGGAGAUCGAAUACCCGCCCAAUGCGGAAGAAAUAGCCCAGCUUCUCGACCAAACUGCGACAACCCCAGAUCUUCGCGCUCUCCCUCUUACACACAAAGAAGACCUCUAUACGGCAAUCCAACGCCUGUCUACCGAUGACUCCCCCCAUAAUGACUUCCGACGAAGCGCGUACAGCAGUAUCACCGGCGGAGGAUCUGGGGGUGUGCCUAUGCUGUUUCUGACCGACUCAGUCGAGAAUCGCAAACAUCGAUACACCGCUGGACAAUUUCUAAAAACAUGCGGACUGGUAAACCCUCGUGACUGGAUCUUGACAGUGCACGUCACAGGCGGCUUUUAUCGGUCACUCGAUCUUUUGUCGGAGAUGUUCGAGAAUGCAGGCGGAAGUGUUCUUGCCGCGGGACACACAACGCCCGUUGCGAAUGUCGUGGACGCGUUGAUCAAAUACCGAGUGAACGUCCUCAGUGGCGGAAGUAGUCAGAUCUUGCAGAUUCUGAACUAUAUUGCUUCAACUACACCAGAAGAACAGAAGGCACUGAAAAUCGACAAGAUCAUCUAUACCUCAGAAGCUUUGGGUCGGCCACAGCGAGAUUUCAUUCGGUCCGUCCUCGGUCCAGUCAGUAUCUGUUCGGUGCUCGGGAGUUCCGAGGCUGGACCUUGGGCAGUUGCCAAUCUAGCGCUCACCGGCGAACCAGAGGACGAUGCUGUUGAAUUCAUCUACGAUUCCCGUACCAUGAUCGUCGAGAUUCUUCCUCUGGAGGCCACAGAGACGCCGAGAGGGUCCAUGCAAGAUGUGCCAGAGCUACCGGAAGGGAGUGUUGGUGUGAUCGUGCAGACUUCCCUGCAGCGCCUUAGAAACCCGCUCGUGCGCUAUAUCACCGGUGAUGUAGGAUCACUGCAUCCCCUGCCUGCUGCAGCGAAGGCCGCUCUCCCAGCGGAUGAAGCUCGGCACUUGCGAAUGAUCCGGGUGCGGGGACGUGAUAAGCGGUUCAGCUUCAAGUGGGUCGGGAGGUAUUUUGAAUUCCAUACCAUCAGAGAGAUUAUGCGUACGCCUGAAUGGGGAGUCUUGCAGUGGCAGCUCAUAUUGAGAGUGGAAGAGCCGUCUCCGGAGGUGAUUUUGGAGGUUCGUGUGUUGCUUUCUACUGCUGAGACAGUUGACCAGAUCCCUCAAGAUGAGUUGAUCGAAAAGCUGAAGACACUCUUUGUCGUUGUGGGGAAUAGUGAACACCUGUUCAAAGUAACCUUCGUAGGGGAUGAUCAAGGGUUUGUGCUGAGCACCACGGGGAAUAAAGUAAUGAGCUUUGUGGACAGGAGUGUUCCAGCUUAA